Messenger RNA from Aspergillus eucalypticola CBS 122712, 1130 nucleotides. RefSeq lists its product as uncharacterized. NCBI's taxonomy places the organism in Eukaryota, Fungi, Ascomycota, Eurotiomycetes, Eurotiales, Aspergillaceae. The transcript is spliced from 5 exons. The coding region runs from base 1 to 645 and encodes 214 amino acids. The record is from RefSeq and is a predicted model, not a curated record.
AUGACGCGGACAACAAGUCUCGACACACAACCGCCCGCCCCAAAACAGCUUAGCGCCAACACACCGGAGGUCUCCACCGGCACCUGCGAUCCUCGACAUCAUCCAACGACAUCAACGGCUUCAUUCCCCCCCCUCUCAAAGGCAGCCUGGACAGGCAAUCUGAAAGUUCCAUCACUCUUUUAUCCCGGGUAUCACCAUCAACCACCCGAGCCGCGCCAGCCAGCCACUCCCAACUCUCCCUCCCUCCUCCUCUCGACCCCCGAAAGGUGCCCCAAUCAUACCAGAUCAUACAAGAUGAAGCCCGUCGUCUCAGCCCUAAACGCAUGGUCCUGCGUGGUCAUCUCCGUCUUCGCCAUCGUUAUCCUCUCCGUUUUGGGUUCGCUAUACAAGAGCGAACACCCCGGUUUCACUGGCUCCGAAGGUGAACCUGAAGAUGGCGCCGCGGUCGCAGCUUCGAUUUUCACCGCUGUGUUGGUUUAUAUUAGAGAGAGAGAGAGAAAGAAUGGAUAUGCUGACCGAUCGAUGGCUGGUGUAGGCUUUCUUCGUGUUCUGCGCUUUCCAGGCUUACUUGCACAUGAGGGCCCGGAGGGGCGGGGCUAUAUCGUUGAGUUAAAGGGUUAUCCUACAUUGCUUUGCGAUUUUUGAGAUUUGAUUGGGUGAGGUGGAUUACUGGCUUUAUCUUGCUGGAGUAGGAAGAAGCAUAUCGAUGCAGAUGCGGAUAGAUCAUCGAGAGAUGUACAACUUAUCCCACCGGCGGGCAUACUUCCCCUGGAUGUAAGAGAAAGAGAAAGGAAAGGAAAGGAAAACAAUGACGAUAUUGUCUGCGUGUGCUGUGCUACGUAUGACAAUCUGAUCGUGGGAGGCUCACUCCAUCCUCGCUUGCUUAAUAUAAAGCCGGAAUGGCAUUGGAUUGAUUAUUGAUAGCUUCUUCAGUUGCGAUGUGAUGUGAUGGAUGUUUGGAUUGAUUGAUUUUUUUUUGCGCCGUUCUCUUUUCUGGUGUAUUUUGCGGGUUGUAUAUGUAUAUAGUCUUUGUUCGAAUAGAACUUGUGUGUCCGCAGUUAUGUUCAAUCCAUCAUCAUCAUCAUCAUCAUCAUCAUCAUCAUCAUCAUCAUCAUCAUCAUCAUCAUCCA